AUGUUCUAUUAUUUAUCUGACCAAAGUGUGACUUCAAUAAAAAAUAACAAAGAUCGCUUUAGCGACUUAAAUGGUGAACUGUUAUUAGAUAGCGUAAAUCAAAACAAACAACGAAUCGAUGAAAUUGAAAGGAAUGUAGUUCAUAAUAAACAAACUCAUACGUUCAAAAUACAUCUUACAUUAACAAGUCAAUAUGGUGAUGAAGAAAAAGAUUUUCAAACUAAUGAAAUAAGUAAAAAUGAAGAAUUUAUUACAGUAAGUAAAAGCAAUAAACACAAACAAAGGCGUACCAAUGAUUACAAUGAAAAACAAAACAAUGACGAUGACUUAUGCAUUAUCGAACCAAAUUUAGAAACAAUGAAGAAAUCAAACGAGAAUUAUGGACGUAUGUUGAUAAAUAGUGAGAACAGAACAAGCAAUAUUGUUAAAAAUAAUAAAUCUUACCGUUAUACUUACCAGUGUGACCGUCACGACAUAAAAUAUAAUAAUAAAAGUAAUAAAAUGAUGAAUGAAAAUGAAGGAGCUAAACAAAAAUAUGAUCAUCCAGUAGGUUUUGACUACUGGUUUGUAGACAAAUCUCGUGAUGUAGCAUGUUACACUCGUCACAUUGAAUUAUACGUCUUGCUGUGUGAGCCACAAAACUAUCCAAACAACCUAUGCAAUAUCGAUAUAAUUCCAAUGAAAUCGAAUCAUUUACCACCACAACAAUCCAUAGUUCUAAAAUUCGUACCUAAUUAUAUUACUAACGAAGAGAUAAAAAAUGAAAUAGGAUCAGCUUAUAAAUCAAUCUAUAAUUUAGAAAAAAUGAAAGGUUCCAUGAUGGAAAAAUCUAGGCACAUACGUUUAGAACUAACUUGUUCAGAUGAAUAUAAAAAAUUAUCAACAGUAAUGGAUUAA
Rotaria socialis is the source of this 897-nucleotide messenger RNA. The record is from the annotation of a GenBank genome assembly. Lineage: Eukaryota; Metazoa; Rotifera; Eurotatoria; Philodinida; Philodinidae.